This is a messenger RNA of Penicillium cataractarum, 1848 nucleotides long. RefSeq names its product multicopper oxidase. Gene Ontology annotation, molecular function: copper ion binding; ferroxidase activity. Lineage: Eukaryota; Fungi; Ascomycota; Eurotiomycetes; Eurotiales; Aspergillaceae. Gene Ontology annotation, cellular component: high-affinity iron permease complex. The record is from RefSeq and is a predicted model, not a curated record. The coding region runs from base 1 to 1848 and encodes 615 amino acids. The transcript has a single exon. Gene Ontology annotation, biological process: reductive iron assimilation; cellular response to iron ion starvation.
AUGAGGAAUCUCUUUGCUGGGCUCGGGGCUUUCCAGCUCCUUCUGGGCUGUCAUGCAGUGACACACACAUUCGACUGGAAUGUCACUUGGGUAACGGCAAACCCUGACGGUCUUGCUGAUCGCAAAGUGAUUGGUAUCAAUGAUCAAUGGCCUCUACCAGUUCUCGAAGUGAACAAGGGAGACCGCGUGGUCGUCAACAUGUUCAAUGGCCUUGGUGACAAGAAGACUUCUAUCCACUGGCACGGCAUGUAUCAAGAAGGCACGAAUGACAUGGACGGUCCUUCAAUGGUCACGCAAUGCCCAGUGGCCCCGGGAUCAAGUUAUACCUACAACUUCACUGUCAAUCAAAAUGGUACCUAUUGGUAUCACUGCCACACGGACUACUGCUAUCCUGAUGGUUACCGGGCUCCUUUCAUCGUUCAUGACAACUCGUCGUACUUUUACGAUGAUUAUGAUGAGGAGAUGACUCUUACGAUGAGCGACUGGUAUCAUACCUUGGCCGAGGAUAUCAAGCCCGAGUUUAUGUCCUUGUACAAUCCUACUGGAGCUGAGCCGAUCCCCGAUUCAUUCUUGUUCAACAAUUCAAUCAGCCAGAGUUAUCCUGUUCAGGCUGGUAAGACCUACCUUAUCCGUUUGAUCAAUAUCUCCGCGUUUGUCGGUCAGUAUUUCUGGAUUGAGGACCAUACCAUGCGAAUCGUCGAAAUCGAUGGUGUCUACGUCGACGAAGCGGAAGCCGACAGAUUAUACCUUUCUGUCGCGCAACGUUACGCCGUCCUAGUGACCAUGAAAAACUCCACCGAAAAGAAUUAUGGGAUGGUCAUGGUUGCUGAUUCGUCGCUUCUUGAUACGAUUCCGUCCGAUCUCUUGCUGAACCAAACCAACUGGCUCGAGUAUAACUCUGGUGCUGCACACAACAAUGUGACUUUGGAGGUGUCUGACUCUUCAGAGAUCUAUCCCUUUGAUGACAUCAACCUCGUGCCACACGAUAGAGUGGAGCUCUAUAAGAACCCGACGAAGACGGUGGAGGUCACUGUGAUCAUGGAGAACCUCGACAACGGUGAUGGCUACGCGCUUCUGAACAACAUCACUUAUACAGCCCCGAAGGUCCCAACAUUAUACACUGUCAAGUAUGCCGGAGACCUGGCAACUGAUUCCACCGUCUACGGCGAGUACACUCAUUCCAUUGUGCUCGAGCAAGAUGAGGUAGUCGAGGUUAUUCUCAGCAAUCAAGACACCGGUACCCACCCUUUCCACUUGCACGGGCACAACUUCCAAUUGUUGGAUCGGUACCCGCCCUAUGGCGCCAACUUUUACGACUACGAUGCCGGAACGGAGUUCGCAACCUUUGAUUCCUCGAAUCACACCGCGUUCCCCACGUAUCCUGCCCGACGAGAUACGUUUGUCCUUCCUCCUGGGGGAUACUAUGUUAUCCGCUUCGUUGCCAGCAACCCGGGAGUUUGGUUAUUCCACUGCCACAUUGACUGGCACAUGAUGCAGGGUCUUGCCAUGACGUUUGUGGAAGAUCCCCUCGCAAUCCAGGACCAGUUCAGUAUCUCUCAAAACCAGAUUGAUGUCUGCGAGGCUGCCAGUAUGAGCUGGAAGGGUAAUGCCGCCGGGAAUACCGAGGAUUACCUGGAUCUGAAAGGACAAAACAAGCCCCCUGGCUUCAUUCCUGCGGGAUUUACCACCCGUGGUAUUGUGGCUCUUGUCUUUUCAUGCAUCUGUGCGGUUGUUGGAAUGAUUUCUAUCUCGAUCUAUGGAAUCUCAGAUCUGAAGUUUACCAUGCAUGAAUCAGGUCUGGGUGAUGAAAGUGCGACAGCACAGGAGAGGGAGGAGUAUCGAGACUGA